AACAUAACCCUACAAAAUUGACUGUGAAUGUGACACUUGUUCACAAUAAUACAUUUAUGGAUUGUUAUUCUAUGCAUCUUACAUUUUUGUUCUGUGUAUGCACUACUUACCAAAACAAAUUGCACAAAUAUGCCAUCAAAAAAGAAAAAAUAUAAUGCUCGAUUUCCAGCAGGACGCAUUAAAAAAAUUAUGCAAACUGAUGAAGAAGUAGGGAAAGUGGCUCAAGCUGUACCUGUAAUCAUCUCUAAGGCACUGGAGAUGUUUAUCGAAUCCCUUUUGAAAAAAUCUAUGGACAUCACACAAAGUAGAAAUGCCAAAACUCUUACACCGUCUCAUAUGAAGCAGUGUAUAUUAUCAGAAAGCCGGUUCGACUUUUUAAAAGACUUGGUAAAAAGUGUUCCUGAUGCGAGUAUUCAAGAAGAUAAUGAAAAUAAUGCACUUGCCGAAUCUAAUAUUAAUUUUGGAGUUAUUCCAGAAGAAUCCAGACAUUUAGAACUAGAACUGGUCCCCGAUAGUGUUGCAACCACAUCAGCUGCCAGUUAUACAGAGCAAAGUACCCCAUCCACACACAAUAGACCCCCUGUAAUCGCAUAUGGAUCCAAGGCAAAGGAAGAUAUUGUAAAGUACAAUUUUGCUGUAAAUAGUUCAAUUAGCGCAAAUGUUGAACAACCUCAACUACAUGUUAAUGUAGCAUCCCAUUCCAUUGAGCAUAACGAAUCUUCGUCAUUAAUUUCAUCUAUAUCUCAAAGCUUAAGUAGUUUGAAUAAUACAGAUGAUGGUCUCUGUAUUGAUGAAGAUUAUGACAACUCAGAUGUGUGACAAUGAAGAAUAUUAUGUUACUAUGUAUUAUUUAAUUUAGUAUUUUUUUUUUUUGUUAAAUUCCUCAUAUUUUCAUAAUGUAUCAAUUUUUUCUCUGACUUUUAAAAUAAAAACAAAUUUCAAAAUGUG
Sitophilus oryzae (rice weevil) is the source of this 948-nucleotide messenger RNA. It is a transcript of the gene NC2alpha, whose product is annotated as transcription regulator complex subunit bur6. The transcript is spliced from 5 exons. Gene Ontology annotation, biological process: negative regulation of transcription by RNA polymerase II; transcription by RNA polymerase II; positive regulation of transcription by RNA polymerase II. Gene Ontology annotation, cellular component: nucleus; negative cofactor 2 complex. Lineage: Eukaryota; Metazoa; Arthropoda; Insecta; Coleoptera; Curculionidae. Bases 130 to 819 code for a protein of 229 amino acids. The record is from RefSeq and is a predicted model, not a curated record. Gene Ontology annotation, molecular function: transcription coactivator activity; RNA polymerase II general transcription initiation factor activity; transcription corepressor activity.